AUGGCCGACAAUGGGAACCCAGGUUCGACCACCGUUCCGAGCUGGAAGAACUUCAACGGACAGUUCCUCGGGUACAGCAUAGUCUGCGGAAUACUCGCCGUCUUCUUUCUGCUAUACUUUAAUAGAGUAUUUGCCUCCGUUCUGUCCUACCUGCUUCGAACCUACACCUGGCACCGCUAUCGUAUAUACAUCGACGUCCAGGCCUUCCAGGUCUCGUUACUCGGGGGCCGUGUAUUCUUCACUGGCCUGCGCUACCAUGGAAAUAACGAAACAAUACUGAUACAAAACGGACAUAUCACCUGGUCAUAUUGGCUUCGAAGGGUUCGUGAUGUCGGUAUUCGAGCUUCCAAGAAGAACGGGAAGACCGCCGAUGGUGCCAGUGCCUCGGAAACCGACGACAAGCACGCAAAGCUGCCUUGUCGUAUCAAUGUUGCCGUAUCGGGGGUGGAAUGGUUCGUCUACAAUCGUAGUGCCGCCUACGACUCCAUGCUCGACGCCAUGACGGAUCACUUGCAUUUCGACAAUGACACCGACGGUGGUAAUGAGGAACUUGAUGCGUCGGAUUGGACUAGAGGUCAAGCGCAUGAUUCGCCGAAGCUGCGACAACGACUACGCAAGUCUACCGAAAAGCAUUCAGACGAGACCAACCCUCCUGGCGGGGAUUCUGACGAGGAGAAGGAUGGUAUUAGAGGCCGGCAGCUCGACGUGUCUAGCAGCGCAUCCGACACUAUUAGCCGGGACGACAAAGGAGAUGACGAAGAGCUUCCCCUGAUGCUACAGCUAUUUCCAGUCCAUCUGGAGUGUGACAAGGCGGCUCUGGUUAUGGGAAAUGAUACCACCCGAUCCCUCCUCAUCGUCAAGACCAAGUCUUUGGAAGGAAGUAUUGAUGCGUUCAACUGUCAAACCUUUGAUCCGUAUCGGCAGGUCUUCAAGAUCAAGUUUGUCAAUCCGGUGAUGGAAAUGAGGGAGCAUGAAGGCUAUAAAGAAGACCAACUCACCAGAGCCGUUCGAGAUAAGCAAACGGCACUGGAUUCGGACCCCGUCCAGUAUCGCUCCUUUUUCAGAAGACAUCGACGCAAGGUACUCGGCCAGUUGAGGAACCUGGUGCCGUAUUGGAGGAGCUCUGUCGAAUCUUUCUCGGUUGGCUCUAGGGCUGGCACGGCAACGGCUGACACUCAUAUUCCCGGUUCCAGUCAAUGGCAAGGACUGUCUCGGUAUCUGAACGACGACGAUGAUGACGACAAGCUGAGAUGGUCGUCAGUCGAAUAUGCCGCUCUGAAUACUGUGGUUGACAGUCCGGAAGCGACCUUGACGAUACUAUGGGAUGUUCCUGGUAAGGUUCUCGAGAACAAGGAGCUACAAUCUUCUCUGAAGGACCUGCCACACUCAGUCGAUAUAAAUGGCGCUUUACCCCCAGCCUGGGCAAUUAGCCUGUCCCUGAAAGGUGGAACAAUCAACUAUGGGCCUUGGGCAGACAGGCAGCGAGCUGAGUUGCAGAGAGUCUUCUUCCCAAAUCUGUGUAAGGAUGCAACCACCACCCCGAAACUGGCCGUCGGGUCAGACCGCGUGCCUACGCGAUUCAAUUUCUACCUCGAAAUGGAUGAAGAGGUGAUACUGAGAGUCCCUACGCGAGAAGAUUCUAAGAAUUGGAGAUGGAAGAAAGAGGCUCUCACGUUGAGGCAGCAUCGAAAACAAGAUCGUCGACGAGAUCGAGGUCGCAACAAGAAGUCUGCCGCUACUACGGCUGCGGAACAGCGUCCCUAUGGAUGGCUCGAUGUCAAAGUCGGACCAAAUGCCACGGUUUCGUACACUAUGGACAUGGUUGCUAGAACGAAUGGUUAUCAUAAUGCACUGAAAAUCGAUCUUCCCUCGACGGAAGUCUCGACUAGUAUUAACCAUGGACUACUUUGGAGGUCUGGCGCUCAACAUAUCUCCUGCGACCUAUCUGCCCCUUUGAAGUGGAACGGCCUUCGCACCUGGCGCUUUGAUAUCGACAGUGAUGAAAUGGAGGUAUUCAUCCUGCGAGAUCAUAUCUUCUUGCUGAUAGAUCUCAUAGACGAUUGGGGGAGUGGCCCUCCACCUGAAUACCUACUCUUCACCCCCUUCAAAUACCUACUCAAUUUGCAGCUUCGCAACCUCAAGCUUAAUCUGAACGUCAACGAUGUCAAUAUUGUCAACGACCCGACAAAUUCUGAUGACAAUACCUACCUCGUUUUGACUAGUCCUUGCUUGGCGGUAGACACUUCCAUCUUGCUGGACACGUAUCGACCGUCAAAGAACGCCGUACCAUUCGAGAUCACGGCCGAGUCUCUUCGCCUCGGUCUGCACACCCCUCCAUGGAACACCCAAGCGACGUUUCUAGCUUCUCAAGAGAUAGGACAUUUGGAGAACCUGGCCGUCGAUGGAAAAUAUCACUACAACUCGACCACCUCCCCUGCGAACACCGACACUCUUGUCCUGAACGUUAGUGGCCAGUCCCUUACAUUCUAUCUCUAUGGGUUCUUAGUCCGUUACUUCCUCCAGAUGAAGGAUAACUAUUUCGGGGACCAUAUCCACUUCAAGACUCUCGACGAAUAUCAAGAGACGCUCCGGCUCAAAGCCCAAGAUCCAGAUGCCGAAUCGGCAAACCGCCCUCCUCCGAAGAAGUCGAAUGACUUGGACGUCAUGUUAAGCAUCUGUGCAGACGAUCCAAAGAUUCUCUUGCCUACUAACCUGUAUUCGGCGAAACGGCAUAUUACAAUCGAAGCUGCGUCUCUGUCUGUUGAUCUUCGAUUCACAAACUACUAUAUGGAUCUCGACUUAUGCCUGAGUCCUCUGAGUUUCUCCAUCGGAGAUGAGGAAGAAGGACCCAUGAGCCCAGCGGCUGCUACAUCAAGCACACAGUUGUUUGUUGAUGGCCUUGCCAUAUAUGGGCAUCGACUAUUUGGCUUACCUCCAACCGAGCCAACAUACCUUUGUAACUGGGACUUGAAUGUCGGAUCUAUAAGUGGAGAGUGUUCAACCGAAUUCUUGUCGGCUCUGGCGCGAGGAGGCAAGGCAUUCGGCUUUACACUCGAUGACGAUGAGAAUGCAUUGAUCCCAUACUCGUCUGUUAUCAUGUACGACGUAACGUUUCUACGCGUGCGUAUUGAAUCGAUACAGCUAUGGUUGCAUGCUGAUGAGGCUGCCUUCCUCUUUUCUACAGGUCCCAUUGAUGUCAACUUCAAUGAUUGGGCGAGGACGCACUACUCUAGGCGAGCCGAUAUCAAAAUUCCUCAUGUCGAGCUUGCUUGUGUCAACUCAGAAUCAGCGACAAGGCAUAAAUCCAGACUCCAUUCCAAAGUGGAAACUGAUGUGUUCCUGCGAACCAGCUUUCACUUUGCUCUGAUUGGAAGGAAAUAUGACUUCUCACAAGAGAGGAAAUUACAGCAGGAGCUGGUGCGUCGUCACGAUCAACGAACGCAUCGAACUGAAUUUCUACUCAUACCGGGCGUGCUUGAGGACGCCAUACCUGAUCAUGUGGACGCUGUGGCACAAAGUGUCCCCAGGGUCCCUUUACCUGCUUCCUCUGGUAACAUUUCUGACAAGAGGUCAACCUCAUCGAGGAGUACUUCGCAGCGUUCUAAGAGACUUCAUCAUAAAAGUUCCUUCCUCUCACUUUCGAAUUCAAGCUACGGGAGCAUCUUACGGCCCGGCUCAGUCAGGGGGUCUACACUUGCACCUGUCCACGGUCGCAGCAUGUCAGGUGCCGCCGCAGCAAACGAAAGCGACGAGUUACGUCCUAGCAUGCGCUCUCGUGAAUAUUCUGCAUCCACUGGCCGUCAAUCUGCUUUCUUUGGCACUCAAGAAGAGUCGGGCCAGAGGAAGGAUCUUCUUCACAAUACCGUAUCAUUCUCCAGUCAAUAUUUCGCCCCGUAUUUCCCAUUGGAGAACGUCCGGCCGGACACCCAAGAAGCUGCAGUUCGAAGCAUUGAAACCGAUGAAAAUGAUGGCUUAUUUGAGACUACCGAGUUCGGCCUGGAAGAUAUCGACCCCGACCAAUUAAGCCAGGACUGUGCUCACCAGAGUCUUCUCUUCGAAUUCCCUACGGGCAUCACGGCCUUUUUGAAUGCUACGUCGCUAAGAAGUAUAGCUGCUUUAGUCCAAGCCUUCCAGCCAACCGAAGCUGAUGACAUCCUUGAUACUCUUCAGAUCGGGGCGAUAACCGACAUAUUCGACAUGCAAAAACAGGAGAAAGCUAGUGGAGCUAUUACAGACUUUGUUGUUCGAUUACCCCAUGCAAACCUACGGUUUCUGAACUCAUCCGACCUCGAUGCAACUGACCUGGCACAAGGGCAACAGGACCAGUAUGAUGUUUCUCUGAAGGCAUUGGCGCUCGCAACACGGUCAGAGAAGCGCACCAAUACAUAUACUGCCGACUCUGCUACCAACGAGUCUCGCUUAUCAUUCCAUUUCCGAGUUGCCUCCGUGGAUGUAUCUGCUGCUGAGAGACUCGCAAAGCUGGAUGAGACUCAUGCGGCGGUAUUGACAAGGAUUGAGCGCGUUAUGGUUUCGAUGGGCUCGAAAGACGUGAAUUACGUGGACGCUGAUGUCGGUGCGAUACGUACCAAGUCUUCUUCAAGCAGGAUUGAAUAUCUUGCUGCACUCAUCCACAGAACAAACGUGCUGGUUUCUGAAAUGGAUAAGCUUUUUUCUGGCUCCUUCUCAGUCGCCGAUGAGCGCUUGAAGGAAUUCACUUACCGCGUCAUUACUGAGGGACAGCGAGCGAGCGAUCCGUCAUUCGUCGUCCGCCCUUCUGCUGUUCUGCGGGCGGCAACCCGGCACUUGAGGUCCUACGACUCCUGGAAGCUCAUCGCUAGACUACGCUACAUGUGGACUACGUUGGACCCCAUUACGAAGUCAAAUCUGAUGAAGGGCUGUGUUGGCGUACAGGAUGUAUAUCCAACGGACGUGAGACAACAAGUCAUGGCAGCGUUUGACCGAUGGAGGAGCUGGGACCUAGAAGACGUUGGCCACGCCGUGCUUAUGAAUAACAUAUUUGGCGAGCCGUCUGAGUCGGCAUCCAAGGUGAACAAAACCCCAACAAUGGCUGUGAUCAGAGUACAGGAGACACAAUUCGUGCUUGACCCGGGUCCGAAGCAGAACCAGGUCAUCAUCACAGACUUCACCGCAAGAGUUGAGGAAAGGCAUGGCGCUCACGAUGGCGGUCAGGAGGCAUCGACUGACGUUGGAGAGCCACUAACUCUUGUCAAUAUAUAUUGCAGCAGGGGUGGCAUCCAUUCGAAUUGGGAUCUUUGCGAGCUCGUGGACGACAUCUUGCGACUGUAUAAGAAGGCGGAGUCGCAGACACCGAAGGGAUAUCACCCUCCAAAGCAGCAUACCCCCUCCAAGCACCAUCAGUCACGGCCAGUCCAUCUCGCAUUCGUGCUAGGACAAGGUGUCAUUUCUCUUGACACCAUCAAUCUGAGUGCUGAAUCCAAAUGCGACAACCUCAAGCUCUCACUACUCAGGACCAGUGGGGAUCAGACUGUUACGGACACGAACAUCAUACUCGGGUGUGAUUCAGUCACUACAAGGGUUUGGAGCCACUCGCAGGCUUUGGCAACCAUCCGACUCAGGGGAGCAAGCGUGUUUGUGGCCCAUGAGCUACAAUACAAGGACAAGUCCUCGAUCCAAACCAUUAGGUCGGCAGCCAGCAGUGAGGACAUCAAACUCGCUGUCAAACAAGACCCAGUUGUGCUCGCAGAGGUCGUGGACCUGCUAGUGAAGGAUGAGCUCGCGCAACUUUAUGAACUACAGCAAAGGCUUCCGUCGUCGCUACCUGAACCUGAGAAGCAACAAGCAGCUGCAAAGCUUUCGUCUUUCCGUGUCAACCUAGCGUUGUUCCUUGGCUCCUAUACUAUCACAUUGCCUCUAUUGCGAUCUCUCACCUAUACUAUCUCUGGUUCUGUGGCACGCGCAACUACGGCUGCAACAUUUGGUAAGGAAAUCGUGUUCGACUUUGACAUCAAGGAAAACUCGCACGACAUGCAAUUCCGAAUCAACAACACACCUCGAAGCAUAUCUCUGCUCCAAAUACCCCCGGCGAAUGGCCGAGUAACAAGUCGGAUGGCCCCAGGAGAGCAUUCCAUUACCGUAUUCGCGUCCCUCGAACUUGUACAGCUCGACGCCUCAGCUGUGUACAGUCUGCGUGCAGCCCUGAACCGGCCCGAGAUUUUGAACGCCAUCAACGAUCUCCAGCAGCAGGGCAAGAUCAUACAAGAGCACGUCAACGAGAUCUUCGGUUCUCCGAAUAAGGUCAAACCAGCGUCACCAAAGCAAGGCGACUCAAAGUUGACGUAUGACAUACAUACCACUCUUGCUGGUGUCAAAAUAUUCGGUAACGCGCCCAUAAAAUCAGAUACUGAACCUAUCGCACACUUGUCUUUCUGCUUGGAUCGUGUGCAUCUAGGAAUCGCAAACAAGGUCCAUGGCAUGCCGACGUUAGACAAUCCAGAAAUACAUGUCAGUUUGCGCGAGAUCAAAUUCGAUAUCGAGAAAGGUUCCACAGAAGCAAUGCGGUCGUGCGGCAGCCUCGCCUUCGGGGCCCUGAUCACUGCAACGACUCGAGAAUCGGAAGACGGUACCGAGCUGAGAUCCUUCGACUUCAAGUCGGAUGGAUUCGAGGCGAACCUCUCGUCCGAUACCGUUUCUACCUUCGUAGACGUUCUCGGCUACAUGGGAGACAAGAUCAAUGACCUCGACACAUCGCGGGAGCUUGAAUAUCUGCGGAAGCUGAGACAGACUAAACCCCGAAUCGCCAUUAAUGAUGAAGAGCAGGAGACCGAGAGUGACAUUUUUGACUCCUUUUUGGCUUCGAUCUUGUAUUCCGUCGAGAUUCGCAAUAUCCAGCUCAGCUGGCUUGUUUCACGCAAUCCAGACGUAGCUCUGACGGGCCAGGAGGACCUUGUGCUAUCAUUCCGCAGGAUCGAAUUCGCUACCAGGAAGAAGAAUUGCGCGAGGUUGACUAUUGAAGACUUGCAAGUACAAAUGGUUCCACCACAUCAGCAGAAGGCUAAUCGCUCAGCAAACUCGGCGCUUCUGCCUGAAAUGAUCUUCAAUAUCGCAUUCGUUUCUACUGCCGAAGCCCGUCGACUCGCUUUCCAGGCGGUGGGAAAGUCUCUAGAUCUUCGACUAACAUCCGCUUUCAUUGUUCCGGCCGCACAUCUCCAAGACUCAAUCUCUCUGUCUAUCCAAAAUGUCCAGCGUGCCUCCGAACACUGGACUCCGAUAGUACCGCCAGAGAACAAAGCAGAAGUGUCGACCAACGAGGCACCCAAACCUAGGCGCUCCUUGUUCGGGAAACGACGAGUCGAAUCCCUGUUGGUUGAUGCUGAUUUUGCCGGUGCCGUAGUUCACCUGUCAGGAAAGAAGCCUGCUGACGAGGCAACGGAAAAAAUUGGACGUAGAGCCAAUCGUCAUACGCUAGCUGGGAAGUAUGGCCAGUUCAGCUCAGACGAGGCUGCCAGCAGCACAAUCCUCCGUACCCCGGGCCUGGCCUGGAAGACAGAGUACAGAGAUGACGGCAAAGAAGACCCGAAUCUGUACGGGGAAAUCAAGAUCGAGCCUUCACGCAAUGUCCUCUACCCGGCUGUUGUACCUCUGAUUAUGGAUGUCACGUCGAGCAUCAAAGAAGUCGUUGGCAAGAAUGUCCCCGAGACGCCCGCCACGCCAAGUGAGCAUUCUGGCAAGCCGAAGCUAGGCGACGAGGACAACAUCCUCACGGCCGACCCAAGUGCGAUCAUGGGGCGUAUGAACUUGAAUAUUGGUUUACGCAUCUGCCAGCAAGAGUUCACCCUGAGUUGCCAGCCUAUAGGCCGUGUUGCGGCUACGGCCCGGUUCGACGAUAUCUAUCUCACAAUGAGCACCGUGAACUCCACGGAACACGGCAAUUUCUUCGCAAUUUCUGGCACUUUCAGCAAGAUCCAUGCGGCUGUUCAGCACGUCUACUCACGAGAAUCUACGGGCAGUUUCGACAUCGAUUCUAUGGUACUCUCGCUCAUGAACAGUAAGCACGUUAGUGAAACAAGCGGUUUGUCUGCUAUACUCAAAGUCAGCCCUAUGAAAGUCACGAUCAACGCCAAGCAGCUGCAAGACUUCUUGCUCUUCCGAGAGAUUUGGAUUCCAAGAGAAAUUCGACAAGGGUCAACAGCACCAGUGACAACAAACGUCGGCGAGCCAAACAUACAGGGCCAUCUGGUACAAAGAUACCAACAGGUUGCAGCUACAGCGGCCUUCCCUUGGACGGCCACAAUCUCGAUUAGUGCACUGGAUGUCGCCCUUGAUCUCGGGCAGUCGCUUGGCAAGUCCCAAUUCGCUAUCAAAGAGUUCUGGGUGUCUUCGAAGAAAACCUCGGACUGGGAGCAAAACCUGUGUCUAGGAUUUGAAAGCAUCGGCGUGGACUGCACCGGUCGCAUGAGUGGUUUUGUUGCCCUGCAAGACUUCAAACUGCGCACGUCCAUAGAAUGGCCCGACCGACAUCGAGCCCUAAAUGAGACACCGAGGAUUCAGGCAUCUUUCGGCUUCAGUCAGCUCAAAUUGAAGGCUGCGUUCGACUACCAGGCCUUCCUGAUAGCAGAUAUCACGUCGCUGCAGCUCCUCAUGUGGAAUGUACGCCAACACAGAGGCGCUUCUGGCGACCGACUUGUGGCCGUCUUCGACGGAGAAGCCGUCCAGGUCUUUGGGACGACUGCAUCUGCCGCCCAGGGUGUUGCACUGUGGCAAGCUAUCCAGAAGCUCAUACAGGAGAGGAAAGCUAGCUACGAGACUUCGCUGCGAGACAUUGAAAAGUUCAUGAAACGGAAGUCUGCGGCGAACCAAGGGCCUGUCCAAGAGGUCAAUCCUCGCAGGCCUAAGACCGAGGAGACUGUGACAAAAUCUCCGAUAUCUCUGGACACCGAUGUUGUCGUCACACUCAAAGCCCUCAACCUCGGCGUAUUCCCAAGCACGUUCUCUGAUCACCAGGUAUUCAAGUUAGAGGCCCUGAACGCCCAAGCGAGAUUUGCAGCAAGCAUGACAGAUGAUCGCAUCCACAGUAUUCUUGGAUUGACGCUUGGUCAACUGCGAAUAGGUCUGGCUGCCGUUCGAGCAACCGAAGCCCCCAAGGUGCUUAGUGAGAUAUCGGUCGAGAACGUAGUCAAGAGCGCUACGGGGUCACGUGGCGGCACGAUCCUCAAGGUGCCCAAGGUCGAGGCCAUCAUGCAGACAUGGCAGAAACCAGAGUCGCGCAGCAUCCAGUACACGUUCAAGAGCGCCUUCGAGGGCAAGGUGGAGGUGGGGUGGAACUACUCGCGCAUCAGCUACAUCCGCGGCAUGUGGGCCAAGCACUCCAAGGCGCUGGCGCAGAUGACGGGGCGCGAGAUCCCGGCCAUGUCGGCUAUCAAGGUGACGGGGGUACCGGAGCCGGAGCAGGAGGGGCGCCGCGAGGGCGCGCAGCAGCAGAAGAUCACGGCCGAGGUCAACGUGCCCCAGUCCAAGUACGAGUACGAGGCCCUCGAGCCGCCCGUCAUCGAGACGCCGCAGCUGCGCGACAUGGGCGAGGCCACGCCGCCGCUCGAGUGGAUCGGCCUGCACCGCGAGCGCCUGCCCAACCUCACGCACCAGAUCGUCAUCGUGGCGCUGCUGGAGCUGGCCGGGGAGGUCGAGGAUGCUUAUGCGAAGAUCUUGGGCUCUUCGUGA
Anthostomella pinea is the source of this 9696-nucleotide messenger RNA. The record is from the annotation of a GenBank genome assembly. NCBI's taxonomy places the organism in Eukaryota, Fungi, Ascomycota, Sordariomycetes, Xylariales, Xylariaceae.